Messenger RNA from Cucumis sativus (cucumber), 1792 nucleotides. RefSeq names its product AAA-ATPase At3g50940. The transcript is spliced from 2 exons. Gene Ontology annotation, molecular function: ATP hydrolysis activity; ATP binding. Lineage: Eukaryota; Viridiplantae; Streptophyta; Magnoliopsida; Cucurbitales; Cucurbitaceae. The coding region runs from base 141 to 1688 and encodes 515 amino acids. The record is from RefSeq and is a predicted model, not a curated record.
UUUGCUAAACAUUUGUAUUGGAUGAGUUAUUUUGUGAGAGUUUUUCUUUUUUAUAAGUUUAUAACAAACUCAAUUUCCCUUAUAGCCCAAACACCCCGAAGUAAAUCCUCCCACCAGUCACCACCGUGCCCACAGCCGAGAUGUUUUCAACGAAAGAGAUGCCAUCAGCUCAGUCAUUAUUCUCUGCUUACGCCUCCAUGGCCGGCUCCAUAAUGCUAUUCCGAUCAAUGGCCAACGACCUGAUCCCAGCCCCUGUUCGCUCCUACGUGGCCGCCGGAGUUCGUCGUCUGUUCAACUCGAAAUCCUCUAUGUUCACUCUCGUCAUCGAAGAGACCACCGGAAUUUCGCCAAAUCAAAUCUUCGACGCCGCGGAGGUCUACCUGUCCGCAAAAAUCACCUCCGAUACUGGCCGUCUCCGUAUCUCAAAAACCCCAAAAGACAAAAACCCAACUCUCCGACUCGAAAAAGGCGAGGAAUUAACUGAUUGCUUCGACGGAAUCCCAUUAUUAUGGAGCAUAAAUUCCCAUGACCAAGACAAAAACCCCAACAUUACCAACAACGGCCAUGCUCUGUAUCCACCAAAAACAGAGCGCCGUUUCUUCGAGCUAAAGUUCAACAAAAUCCACCGUCAAAAAAUCCUCAAUUCCUACAUCCCAUUUCUUCUCGAUCAUGCUGUAGCCAUGAAAGACCAAGAAAGAACCCUUAAACUGUACACAAUGAACAGCGCCGGGUGCUACAGUGGGAAAUGGGAUUCGGUGAAUUUGGAGCACCCGGCGACGUUCGAGACAGUGGCGAUGGAAGCGGCGGGAAAGAAGGCAGUGAUGGAAGAUUUGGAUAGGUUUUUGAAGAGGAAAGAGUUUUAUAAGAGAGUUGGGAGGGCGUGGAAGAGAGGGUAUUUGUUGUAUGGGCCGCCGGGAACAGGAAAAUCAAGCUUGGUGGCAGCGAUGGCGAAUUACUUAAAAUUUGAUAUUUAUGAUUUGCAAUUGGGGAAUGUGAUGCAGGAUUCUGAUUUGAGAAUGCUGCUUUUAACGACGGGAAAUCGAUCCAUUUUGGUCAUUGAAGAUAUUGAUUGUACCAUUGAGCUGCCGGACCGCCAACAGGGCGAUUGGCGCUCUAACAAUACUCGUGAAAUUCAGCUCACACUAUCAGGCCUUUUGAACUUCAUAGACGGGCUAUGGUCAAGCUGUGGCGACGAGAGGAUCAUAAUCUUUACUACGAACAACAAAGAUCGUCUUGACCCAGCGUUGUUGCGACCAGGGCGGAUGGACAUGCACAUUCACAUGUCCUACUGCACCUUCCAUGGUUUUAAACUUCUCGCAGCAAACUACUUACAAAUUGGUCACACCCAACACUGCCUCUUCCCGGAGAUCAAAACCCUUCUUGAUGCCACGGAGGUGACACCAGCCCAGAUCGCCGAGGAGUUGAUGAAGAGCGAGGACCCUGAUGUGUCCCUUCAAGGACUGGUUAAGUUGCUAAAGAGAAAGAAGUUAGAACAGGAGGAAGAGGAGGAUAAUGGUAAUACUAAUGGGAUUAUUAAUGGUAUCAGUAAUGGUAAGAGUAACGAUAACAGUGAAAAUAGUGAAGAAGAAGGUAAGUUGAGAGAGGCCAAGAGAUUGAAAAUAGAAGCUGGGAAGAAGGUGGGAACUAAGGUUACAAGAAGGAAGUUUGUUAGGGGGAGAAAAUUUUAGUUAUUAAUUUGAAAAAAAUAAUAAAUUAGGGUGGGAUAUUCAAAACCUGUUUUCACUUUGCCAAUACUAUAUGUUUUAAUCAAUUAAGUUUGCUAUACCGUUAA